GAUUCAACAACUCGCUUCUAAAGAGCCUGUCCACAACGAAGACGACGCUACUCUUGCCAUUGAACAGCGCGUGGGGCAGGCUCAGCUCGACAAUGUUGAGCUCCCUCAACAAGAAUCCCACCAGCAUAUGGCAGGUGUUUGCGUACAACUUGCUGGGUGCAUAUUACACGGUCAAUGGCCUCGCCGCGAUUCCGUACAACACACAG
This is a messenger RNA of Closterium sp. NIES-65, 206 nucleotides long. Lineage: Eukaryota; Viridiplantae; Streptophyta; Zygnematophyceae; Desmidiales; Closteriaceae. The record is from the annotation of a GenBank genome assembly.